AGAAGGUGGAAUACUUGCUCGAAAAAUGUAAUAGAAUAAAGUAAAAAUGCAUUUUUAUGCCUAUUUAACUGUUUAUUGUGUAGUGUCUGUGUGUAAAAGUGACCUUGUACGUCAAAAAUGCCCUGUUCAAUGUGUUUGCAAUGAAGGACUUACUGAUUGUUCUGAUGGAAAUUUAAGUGUUUUGCCUGAUGGAAUUUAUUCGCAGGUUGUAAGCCUGGAUCUCUCCCGUAACAACUUCACUCAGUUUCCGUCUAAUUUCACAGAACUGGAUAGUCUGAUAAAACUGAACAUUUCUCACAACAAUCUGCAAACUAUUGAGUAUGGAGCGUUUCAAAGGCUGAGCAACAUUAAAAUCCUGGAUUUAUCGAGCAACAAGUUUAAGGAUUGGAAGGAUAUUAAAUCUUCGACUUUCGACUACAUAGAUCAACUGGAUGUGCUGGAUUUUUCCAACAAUAACCUGGGGAAUGUUAGAUUUACCAAUAUUAUAUCUUUAACAACUUUGAGAUUAAAUAACUGCAAUCUCAGAAGCAUCGAGGGAAUUUUUCAACCCAAAAAUAUCCUAAGAGAUGUUUACUUAGCUAAUAAUAACAUAAGAAGCAUCCCAGCGAACUUGGUAGCAGAAAAACUGGAAAUUCUUGACUUGACAAAUGCUGGUAUAUUUAAUAUUUCUGAGACAGCCUUUGCAGGAAUGCCGUAUUUAAAUGAACUUAUUCUAAAGCAUAAUAUUAGACUUAAAAAUAUACGAUUGCAGUCUAAUUCUUUAAUAUCUAUAGACGCGUCUGGAUGUUCUUUGGAGCACGUCCCAGAAGGUGAUUUUAGUAGAAUUGAAAUUAUAAAUUUAUCUGGAAAUAAAAUAACUAUGCUUAAAAGCAAAACAUUCGAAAGAUUAUAUACCACACAGGUAUUAACAGCAAAUUUUUCCGAAAAUUCAAUCUCCAAAAUCUAUGACGGAGCUUUUAAUAAUGCCCUAUUUUUAAACAUCGAUUUAUCAUUCAACAGGAUUGCUGAAAUACCUGAAAAUUUGUUUACAUCGCAAACUAAACUGGUGAAAUUAAAUUUAUCCCACAAUUUUAUACAAGUUGUAUCAUGGACAAUAGAUAAUUUGUUGUACUUGGACAUCAGCUACAAUGAAAUUAAGAAUAUCGACGUAGGCGAUUUCCAGAAUAUGCCCAAGCUGGAGAGCUUGAUUAUGAGAAGGAAUUUUAUAUCAAUAAUCCCCGACAACACCUACUUGCCCAAACUAAAAUACCUCGAUGUGAGCCUCUGUAAAAUAAGAAAGUUGACCAAUAAAACCUUCGCAGACAUGGACAGUCUUCGCAUCCUGGAUCUAAGGAGCAACCAGUUGUCCAGUGUUAACCCUUCGUAUUUUCCCAAAAUUUCAGACGUACAAAUAUACGGUAACCCCUGGAGGUGCGAGUGUCCAGCCCUAAAAGCAAUGUACGAACACAAAAUGCGCUACCAUGAGGACGUGCGGCUAAUAUGCGAUACACCAGAAAAACUUUCAGGAAAAACCUGGAAAGAAGCGUGUCAGAACGAGUGGUAUCCACAGGUUGCAAGGCGGGAUAAUCUAUGGGUCUAUUCAGUUGGUAUUAUCAUCACAAUGAGUAUGAUGUUGGGGAUCAUAGUCACCAUCAAAAAAAUAUCGAAAGCAAAAAGUGAGAGGUUGAGGCAGUUUGAGGAGGAAAGAUUGAAUGAGGAGAGGGAGUCAUUGAGGAGAAUGGAGCAAGCUCAAAGAAGAGCAAGAGAAGAACAAAGCAGAAACGCCCCAGACCCAAGGGCUAGCAUCGGCCCACCAUCCUACAUAGAAGCUCUAUCCUUACCAAGACUAGAUGCAUCGCAUCCCAGUUUAAAUAGUUUGUACAACAUAAGAGAGCAACGCAGUUUUCUAACUGGAAGUAACCCGGAAAUAUCCAGGAAGAAUAAAGUUAGAAGGAAACGAAGGAGAAAAUCCGACGCUUUUCAAAGUAGAAGAGCUUCGGCUGCAUCCGUGGAUACGGAUAGCUCGGAUGAUAAGGCUACAAAUAGACUGCAACUUACAAUUAACCCUUUGGAGAGUGAUUUUUAAUGUAAUCAGCAUGUUUGAUAUGUGAUGUAAGAAUUUGAAAACAGUUAGAAGAAGAUACCAAUUUUACCAUGGCCAAAUGGAAUAUGAUUAAGACAAUAUACCUACAUGCCAUCGUAGGUUGUCUGUUAAUAUGUAAUUAGUUUAAGAAUGUAUAUAUUGUUUUGUAUAAUAAAAACUAAAC
Messenger RNA from Brassicogethes aeneus, 2246 nucleotides. Lineage: Eukaryota; Metazoa; Arthropoda; Insecta; Coleoptera; Nitidulidae. The record is from the annotation of a GenBank genome assembly.